GUCCUCCCGCGCUCUCUCUCUUAAUCUCAACUCUCAUGGCAACUCCUCCAAGGAUUCUACUAUGCGGAGAUGUUCUAGGUCGCCUCAAUCAGCUAUUUAAGCGAGUCUCAUCGGUGAACAAAUCAACCGGCCCAUUCGAUGCGCUUCUCUGCCUGGGACAGUUCUUUGCUGAUUCCUCCGAUCAGCUCGAUGAGCUCUUGGAGUACGUCGAAGGACGUUCCCAACUCCCUAUCCCAACUUACUUCAUCGGUGAUUACGGCAUUGGUUCUGCAAAGGUCCUCACUGUUGCUUCAAAGGAUCCAGAGAAUAAAGGUUUCAAGAUGGAUGGGUUGAAGAUAUGUGAGAACUUAUACUGGCUCAAAGGGAGUGGGAAGUUCAACCUCCAUGGAUUAUCUGUGGUCUACUUAUCGGGCAAACAAUCGUCAGUUGGUCAACCCUUUGGAACUUAUAGUCAAGACGACGUUGAUGCGUUACGAGCUUUGGCUGAAGAGCCUGGGGUAGUUGAUCUGUUUCUGACUAAUGAAUGGCCCAGUGGAAUUUUGAACAGGGUUAAUACAUCCGAAGCUCCACCUGGAAUUACAGAUUCAGCUGGUAGUGAUCCCACUGUAUCAGAGCUAGUUGCUGAGAUCAAGCCUCGCUAUCAUAUUGCAGGUACUAAAGGUGUGUUUUAUGCACGUGAGCCCUACUCUAAUGAUAACGCUGUCCAUGUAACUCGCUUCUUGGGUCUUGCAUCAGUUGGAAAUAAGGAUAAACAGAAAUUUAUUCAUGCAAUUUCUCCUACUCCAGCAUCUCUCAUGUCUGCGGGUGAGAUCCAUGCAAAGCCGCCAAAUACAACCUUAUCUCCAUAUUCAGUUGUAGAGAAAACACUUCAGCGUGAGGAAACUGAAAAGCGACCAAGCGGCACUGUUUCAGACGCACAAUAUUGGCGGUAUGAUGUCUCCCAAAAGCGGCAAAGACAGGGAAAUGAUGGUGAGAAGCUUUGUUUCAAAUUUACAUCUUCAGGGUCUUGUUCACGAGGCGAAAGCUGUAACUUUCGGCAUGACAUUGAUGCAAGAGAGCAAUAUUCGAAAAAUGUUUGCUUUGAUUUCCUUAACAAAGGAAAAUGUGAACGUGGUCCCGAUUGCAACUUUAGGCAUAGCUUAGCUGAUGAGGGUGAGAGCUUUUCUCACAAGAGACAUAGGUCUGACAACACUGACAGGUCAAAAGAUUGCUGGUUUUGUUUGUCCAGCCCCAAAGUGGAGUCACAUCUUAUCCUAAGUGUGGGAGAAAAUUACUACUGCGCUCUAGCUAAAGGCCCACUAAGUCGAGAUCAUGUACUAAUAAUACCGAUUGAGCACAUGCCCCAUACUCUUUCUCUGGCUCCAGAAACAGAUACAGAAUUAAUAAGAUUCAAAAAUGCUUUGAAGAGGUAUUUCAAGACCCAAGGCAAUGAAGUAGUUUUCUUUGAGUGGAUUUUCAAGCAUGGUACUCAUGCUAAUCUUCAGGCUAUUCCCAUUCCUUUGUCAAAGGCAUCUUCUAUUCAAGAUUGUUUCAUUUCAGCUGCUGAAAAGUUGGGAUUUGAAUUUGAAGUCAUGAAUUCGAACAAUAAUAUUUCUGAAGGAAGAGAACUACUUAGGUCACAUUUUGAUGGAAGGUUGAGUUUCUUCUAUGUGGAACUUCCAGAUGGUACAAUACUAUCACAUUCUGUCAAGGAUAAGGAGAAAUUUCCAGUCCAAUUCGGACGUGAGGUUCUUGCUGGUUUGUUGAAUGUCAUGGAUAAGGCUGAUUGGAGGAAUUGUAAGCUUAGCAAAGAUGAUGAAAUGAAGAUGGCCGGAGGUUUCAAGAAUCGGUUUGAGGAAUUUGAUCCUACUUCUUGAUGUUUGUUAUGGUUGAUAAAAUUGCUGUUCUUGGUCACCUCUUUUUCCAAUGAAGACUAGCUUUUAUCACGGAAUUGCUCCUCGUGAAUCCUUUGUUUAGUGGCUAGCUUUCCGUUGGAUAAAUUAUUGAAUAUUAGUUAGCACA
Molecule: messenger RNA, 2001 nt
Organism: Telopea speciosissima
Lineage: Eukaryota; Viridiplantae; Streptophyta; Magnoliopsida; Proteales; Proteaceae
Product: zinc finger CCCH domain-containing protein 64
Exons: 10
Coding region: 36-1856 (606 amino acids)
Biological process (GO): mRNA splicing, via spliceosome
Cellular component (GO): post-mRNA release spliceosomal complex
Molecular function (GO): metal ion binding; RNA lariat debranching enzyme activator activity
Source: RefSeq, a predicted model, not a curated record